This is a messenger RNA of Acanthoscelides obtectus, 729 nucleotides long. The record is from the annotation of a GenBank genome assembly. Lineage: Eukaryota; Metazoa; Arthropoda; Insecta; Coleoptera; Chrysomelidae.
AUGCUGAAUUCCUUUUGGGGUAAAUUUGCUCAAAAAGAAAACCAAAACAAAACCUCAAUAGUCAGAGACUGUGGUGAAUUCUUUGAUAUGCUGACUAAUCCUUCUAUUCAUGUAAAUACAGUUCUCCCGGUAAACGAAGAAACCCUUCUCAUAACUUGGGAAUUUAGAGAAGAGGCCUAUGACGUUUCUUCAACGGUUAACGUUGUAUUGGCUUCAUAUGUCACGGCCCUAGCUAGACUAAAAUUAUAUUCAUUCUUGGAGAAAGUGGAAGAAAGGGCAGUUUACGUAGAUACAGAUUCAUGUAUUUAUAUCUCUCGUAAGGGAUUAGACGACAUAUCUACAGGCGACUUCAUAGGUGAUAUGACCGAUGAGCUCAAUGGGGGUUUCAUAUCAGAGUUUGUUUCUGGAGGACCUAAGAACUACGCCUACAAAUAUACUACUUUGUCUGGAGAGGAACAGAUCAAAGUGGAAGAAAGGGCAGUUUACGUAGAUACAGAUUCAUGUAUUUAUAUCUCUCGUAAGGGAUUAGACGACAUAUCUACAGGCGACUUCAUAGGUGAUAUGACCGAUGAGCUCAAUGGGGGUUUCAUAUCAGAGUUUGUUUCUGGAGGACCUAAGAACUACGCCUACAAAUAUACUACUUUGUCUGGAGAGGAACAGAUCGUAUGUAAAGUAAAGGCAUAUCACUCAACUACAAGGCAUCCCAAGUGGUCAAUUUUGAGAAAAUAA